AUGGCGGUGUUGAGAAUAAGGGAGAUGAAGGUGUCCCUGCCCCUCGUGCUGCUGGCGGUGUGUGCGCACAGUGUAAAUGACCCUAGCAAUAUGUCUCUGGUCAAGGAGACGGUGGACAGGUUGCUGAAGGGAUAUGAUAUACGACUGAGGCCAGAUUUCGGAGGUCCCCCGGUCGGUGUGGGCAUGAAUAUAGACAUAGCGAGCAUAGACAUGGUCUCAGAAGUCAAUAUGGACUACACGCUGACCAUGUACUUCCAGCAGGCGUGGCGGGACAAGCGGCUGUCCUACUCGGAGAUCCCCCUCAACCUGACCCUAGAUAACCGCGUGGCCGACCAGCUCUGGGUGCCCGACACCUACUUCCUCAACGACAAGAAGUCCUUUGUGCACGGCGUCACGGUGAAGAACCGAAUGAUCCGCCUGCACCCCGACGGCACGGUGCUGUACGGCCUGAGGAUCACAACCACUGCUGCGUGCAUGAUGGACCUGAGAAGAUACCCCCUGGACGAGCAGAACUGCACCCUGGAGAUCGAGAGCUAUGGUUACACGACGGAUGACAUUGAGUUCUACUGGCGUGGAGGGCACAACGCCGUCACUGGCGUGGAGCGCAUAGAGCUGCCCCAGUUCUCCAUCGUGGACCACAAGCUCAUCUCCAAGAACGUUGUGUUCUCCACAGGGUCCUACCCCCGGCUGUCCCUGAGCUUCAAGCUGAAGAGGAACAUCGGCUACUUCAUCCUGCAGACCUACAUGCCCUCCAUCCUGAUCACCAUCCUGUCCUGGGUCUCCUUCUGGAUCAACUACGACGCCUCCGCCGCCAGAGUGGCCCUCGGCAUCACUACGGUGCUCACCAUGACGACCAUAAACACUCAUCUGAGGGAGACCCUGCCCAAGAUCCCCUACGUCAAGGCCAUCGACAUGUACCUCAUGGGCUGCUUUGUGUUCGUGUUCCUCGCCCUGCUGGAGUACGCCCUGGUCAACUACAUCUUCUUUGGACGAGGCCCCCAGCGGCAGAAGAAGGCGGCGGAGAAGAUAUCCACAGCAAACAACGAGAAGAUGCUGAUGGACCCAAAUAAGUGGCUGGUGGGUAAUGUAGUCGGGAGAGACGAUACUCUGUACUCGAGGAUGAAGCAGAGGGACCUGGACGGACGCGACCCGAUGUGGGAGCCCAUCUUCAUGGACGAUGCAGGGCUCGGACUGGGAGAUCCGAAGAAUAAGAUGGACUCCCAUGAAAACAUCCUGCUGGGCACCCUGGACAUCAAGAACGAGAUGGGCCCGUCGGAGCUGGCGCUCGGCCUGAACGACCCGCGCAACACCAUGCUGACGUACGACAGCUCCACGCUGCAGUACCGCAAGGCCGGCCUGGCCCGGCACAACUUUGGCCGCAACGCGCUGGAGCGCCACGUCACCCAGAAGAAGAGCCGGCUACGGCGGCGCGCCUCCCAGCUCAAGAUCAACAUCCCCGACCUGACGGACGUCAACUCCAUCGACAAGUGGUCACGGAUAAUCUUCCCCACCGUCUUCUCCCUCUUCAACAUCAUCUAUUGGCUGUACUAUGUCAACUGA
Molecule: messenger RNA, 1560 nt
Organism: Gadus chalcogrammus (walleye pollock)
Lineage: Eukaryota; Metazoa; Chordata; Actinopteri; Gadiformes; Gadidae
Product: gamma-aminobutyric acid receptor subunit beta-2
Exons: 10
Coding region: 1-1560 (519 amino acids)
Biological process (GO): regulation of membrane potential; nervous system process; monoatomic ion transmembrane transport
Cellular component (GO): GABA-A receptor complex; neuron projection; membrane
Molecular function (GO): GABA-A receptor activity; extracellular ligand-gated monoatomic ion channel activity; neurotransmitter receptor activity
Source: RefSeq, a predicted model, not a curated record